This is a messenger RNA of Haliotis rubra (blacklip abalone), 2403 nucleotides long. RefSeq names its product phosphatidylglycerol/phosphatidylinositol transfer protein-like. The transcript is spliced from 4 exons. NCBI's taxonomy places the organism in Eukaryota, Metazoa, Mollusca, Gastropoda, Lepetellida, Haliotidae. The record is from RefSeq and is a predicted model, not a curated record. The coding region runs from base 125 to 835 and encodes 236 amino acids.
CUGGUGACAGUUUCGUGAUAAGGGCUCUCUCGCUGCAGCCACUGAUGCAAGGGUUGGCUGCCUUCACUGUGUCCCACAUUGAAACUUUUAGCUGAAAGUUGAUAUUUGAAGUAGCGUGUUGUGUAUGGAUAGAGGUAUCUGGUCAUCUGACAGCACGGGGCAGACCUGGUCGAGCAGGAUGGUUGGGAGGCGGUGUAUAUGUUACUUCAGUGCCAUCCUCUUUGUUACCUGCAUUGUGGGUAUCUAUUAUACAUACUUUAAAAGACCACCACUCGAGGAACUCAUGCGUAUGAACAGCAAAAGGACGUUUUCCAAUAGAGCCCCAAGCAACAGAAAUGAGACGGUGCUCAAUAUGAAUGAAGAUGAUUUGACCGAUGGGGAAGUAGACUCUAGUGCAGGACGUUGGGGAAGCUUUGUUCGGCGGAAUAACUUUGUAUCGGUGGGAGAAGUGUGGGACCGCGGCUGUGACGACAAAGGACGCAAGACAAUCGGGGCCGUCGUAAUGAUGCCUGACAAAGAAACAGGGGGAUUGAAAACCAGAACAUUCAUCAACUACACAUUACAUGAGGAUGUUGACGAAGGCGAGUUUUACUUAGAUGUGAAGUAUAACAACAACGACCUGUUCGACAAUCACUGGGACCUGUGUACACUAGAAGAGGAAAGCGACCAAGACAAAAGGACAAUUUCCUGCCCAUUAAAGAGUGGACCAAAGAGCGAAAUAAAGGACCGCGAGAUUCCCCGCUAUCUGCCCAAGGGCGAGUACUACACGCGGUCUUGGAUCACCAACCAGAAGGGGGUUGUUCUUAUGUGCGGCUAUUCGGACUUUGUAUUGUAGUGCACUGAGAAUGUCAUCAGUCCACAGUGUAAAGGCAGUCCACGACCAUGUGCUAUGUGUGCCGGACAUUCGCUGUGUACAGUCACUUCGUGGAGCUCCUGCUGCAUGGUUUCAUUAGACUAAUCUCUUUAAACAGGUUUAAGUUACUGUAAAAGUAGUGUUGUGUAAGGCGGCAACAUUGGCUUUUGAUGGAGGGCGGACUGUAACAGUAUACCCUUAUACGAGUGUGCGUUACUAAACUAAACUGACGGACAAAAGAAGGUACACACCACACCACACACUCCAGGUUUGUACUUUCUUUUGUACAUCAGUUAUUGCCACGGUAUUCAUACAAUGAUAACAUACCUCUGUGUAUUCUGUGUCUCAAUGACUGCCCGACUCGUUAAAUGGAGAGCACUUAGAAGUAUACUAACAUGUUGGCACAGCGGGGACCAUUUUGUGGAAGUCGCGGUGCCUGAGCGGGUUAGGCGGGUGACUUUGUGUGCUGGCGAUUAGGUUACUGACUCUGUGGGUGUGGGUUCGAAUCCCGGAUGGGACUCAACCCCCCAAAAAGAAUUAGAAUCUGUACUUUACUAAGAAAGUGUAAUCCCAAAUAUAACAUAUGUUAAGUCACUAUAUUGUUAGUCGAGACAAUUGAGUAAGUGACUGAAUGAACAGUAUGAUAGCAUCCCGAAGUGAGACGGAGGAUAUGGGUAUAUACUCGAGAAUCCGUACAGAACAUAUACUGUGUAAAUAUAAGGGAUAUUCUGUAUUGAGGUGUAACAGCACUUACAUACACCACCGUCUUCAAUGAAAGUAAGAGUUUUAUGUCGGACAGUUCCGAAGAAAGCAAGCUCUGAAACAACAUUGUGAAUGAAUUGUCAUGAAUUACGUAGCACGUGCAGGGGGAGUGGUCGGCCAGAUUUACCAUUAUCACCUGGUUGUGAGUGAGUGAGUUUAGUUUUACGCCGCUUUGUAGCAAUAUUCCAGCAAUAUCACGGCGGGGGGCACCAAAAAUGGGCUUCACACAUUGUAACCAUGUGGGGAAUCGAACCGGGUCUUCGGCGUGACCACUAGGCUACCCAACCGCCCCUCACCUGUGAGCAGAAGGUUUUCUGGGAACCAACCGGUCAAAGAAACAGUAUUGACCAUGCAACAGUUACGUGCCAUAUUCGUGCUGCGGGUUGUCAUCAGCAGAUCGUGGUCCCUAUACCAACGCAUAUACUAAACUCUGCAGAUGCCCUGGGCAUCAGCUCCGGCCAAGGAUUUUUCAGUUAGAUCGAUGACAUCGGUUGCAAACUGUAGAUAAGGGACCGUUUGGGACGGGCAAGUAGUUUCAGGAUACCUCACGGCGCGAAACCUGUCUGUGAAGUCCCUCCUGCAAGAUGGACUGUUUGCCAAUGACAGGAGCGCUCUUCACAUGAACUAUUUCCUUCACACAGUGUUAUUUCCAUGCCUGACCUACAGGCGGACAGUAUUUGUUGAGCGGUUCUUUUUUUCUAUUUGUUUUGUGUGAGACAAAGACCUGUAAAAUGAAAUAGUUACACAUUCUUGAUUUGAAUAAAUGAAAUAAUGAGGGAGCUAUCAAA